AUGACGAUGGUGCAGAGCUGGGACAGCGAGCCAGACAUCGCUAAUAUGUCCAAGAGCGACAUACUGAGAGGAAUCAUCACCGACAAACUGAGCACAGCCGCUCGGGAGAUCUUAUCGGUGGUGGAGCGGACUGUAGCCGACUAUGAGGAGGAGGCUGCGGGCUUCAGGCAGGAGCUCGACCGGCAGAGGAGACUGCUGGAGCUCCUGCAGCCUGAGAUAAAGCAGGAGGCAGUGUUUCAGACGUGCCCGCUUCACAAGCUGAAGGUUCAUCGUGGUUUGCAGGAAGCUGACUUCCUGAAACUACUCAGGUCUACCUUCCCUCAGCUGGCUGGAGAUGAACCUUUUGACCUUUUUUUAAGGGCCAAGCACAACAAACUUAAACCUCUGAAAGGAGACUCUGUGACACCAGAGGAAAUCAUCAGAGUUUCUCGGGGAUCUACCCUCUACAUACAACAGUCACUGUGUCCAGAAGAUUUAAGACUUAAGAUCCGCAUCCUUGAGGACCCUAAGAUUGAUAAGAUCACAAAUAUAAUGUGUCAGAAUCACCCGUCUCAUGAGCUGAAUGUUCCUCGUGGUCUUCAGGAGGCUGACUUCCUGGCUCUGCUGAGGUCCACUUUCCCUCAGCUGGCUGCUGGUGAACCUUUUACCAUCUUAAUUGGUCGCAACCACAAUCUAAUUCCUCCAAGAGUGGAGAGUAUGACUGCAGAAGAGAUCUGCAAGAACAGGACUAGGAAUCCUGGUAUUUACAUCCGACUGAAGGGUCCAGAGAAAAGGUCUCUACAGAGAGAAGAUGCUACUGCUGCUGAACUUCCUCCACCCAGCCUGGAUCCAACCACACUGACCACUGAAGUUGAGUCUGAGAAACCUCAGAUCAGUCAAUCAGACACCCACAUGCAUCUCAAGGUCCACAUUGUGGAGGACCCUCAGAUGGAUACCAUCUCGCCCAAUCUGUUUCAGAAUUACCUGCCUCAUGAGCUGCAGGUUCCUCGAGGUCUUCAGGAGGCGGACUUCCUAGCUCAGCUGAGGUCAACCUUCCCUCAGCUGGCUGCUGCUGAACCUCUGGAGCUCCUGAUAUCUAAUGACGACAAGAUACUAGAGCUUCUAAAUAUGGAGUCACUGACAACUGAGGAGAUCAAAGAGGCUGUCCAGUCAACUGGGAGUGCUACCCUCUUUGUUCGAUUGAAGGCCUCAGAGGAUGUUCAGGAUGAUGUGAAUAAGCUUGAUGGUGCUGAAGACUCUUCAUCCUUUUCUGAACAAACCACACUGCACAGGAGUAAUGAAAGGAAACCCUUGCAUGAAGACCUGAAGGAUAUCAUCCUCAGAGCUUUGCCAUUAAUUUCUGAAGACACUCAACAGUCAUUGAUUCAUAAGCUGUUAAGUGAUGGAGUGGAGUCUACCCAGGACCUAAAAUUUGUCAUUGAAGAUGAUAUUGCUGACUUGCUGCCUCCCCUUCAAUUACAGACACUCCUGGAAGCAUUUAAAAAUGAGGCAGACCUGGUUACUUUGGACCUGCCAGUGAUUCCUUCCUCUAGCUCACUGCUCAGCAGUCCUGCAGCGUCACCUUGCUCCACUUCAUCUGGUGUACUCCCACUCUCAAAUCAAGAACAUGACAACUCAGAAAGCUGCGGGCAAACCACCCUUUUCAGAAAACAUUGGGCAGAGACGUUCCAGGUGCCCUGGGACCUCAUGCCAAUGGAAAUUCAAGCAGCGGUUGCUGAGGGCAAGAGACCAUCCUCUUCAGCAAGGAGACAGAUGGUUAGAAUUUUAGCAGAUGAAAUGAGGAAACACGAGCUAAACCCAACACGUGCUCAGUGUGUAACCAUCUGCCGAAACAUUGUCCGUAAGUACCCUCAGAGCUUUGCUGAUCUGUGUGACAACGGUCAGCUGCUGGAAGAGGAUUACAUCUCGCUUGUGAUUCAAAUCAAAAACCGAAUUGAUAACCUGAAACGGACCAGCAACUUUCGCCACAGCCGUUUGUCUGGAAUGAAAAGAGGAUCCACCAACAAUUAUGGCUGCGCCAGAUUUGAGCCUGGCCUGCUGCCGGAGGAGACAAAUGAAACAGUGGAGCGAAAACGCCAGCGACUGGAAGAAAUUUACCAUCAGGAUGGCUCAAGCAUGGUAGAAAAAGACGAAGUAAAAGAACUCAUGAAAGUAACCUUCUACCUGCAGCGCCGCCAAAUAAAUGCACUCCCAGUACCGGCUAUUAGAGAUUUAAGGGGCCGAUGGCCUUAUCUUUUCACACACAAUGGACUUUAUACUCAUUUCGAGCUGCUCACUGAUAUCAAAGUGCUUCGCACUCUUGAGGUUGCAAUGGAGGAGUGUGGACCAACCAUCCUGGAGGUCUUCAGCAAGUCCACUAAUCCAGAUAUCCAAUCCAUCCUCUCAGUGGGUCCAAAACUUGAACUAUCCUUCUGCAUCCUGCAACUUCUGAUGGCUCACUUCUCCGAACCCCUCGGAGGACUGAUUCUUUUUGCAAAUGCAAAUGCCACAGCAGCUGAAUUACAGACGACACUCCAACUACCUGCAACUCCUCGACUGAUACUCCUCGCCGAAUCACCGGAAAGCUCCAUUCGCCGCUGGAUGAUCAGUCUUGAGGGGCACAUCAUUUGCGAGGGCAUCCAGCCGACUUUUCUGUCCGGCCUCGCUGCUGUCUUUUCUACUUACUACAUCUUCAAUCUUCAGUAUCAAGACGAUGCUGCAUGCACACUGGAAUUCAUUCAAAGGCGAUUGAUUGGGAUAAAUCCCGACACAGGCACCAAAGUUCCACAAGGCAAAUUCCCGUCAAAGGAGACUGGGAAGUUCACACAGGAAAAGACUUCGCCAGUCAACCCCCAAGUUUUAAAACUGUUAAAGAAACUAAUGGAUGUGAACCCAGCUGUUUACACCCACACAACCAUGUUUCCAUCACUUCAGGGGACAUCAAACUGACAUUCAUGUUUGUUUUCGUGGAGAAAUCCAAAUUUCUGGGGUCUGAAGAACCUCUUGGAGCAACGGCCGACACUUUGGAGCUUGCAGUGUAGUGGCUGGAUAUCCAGACCAGAACUUUGGGUCCCAUGCACUGGUCAUAGUCUACAUUGUCGGUUUUAAAGAGGUAUGAUGUCAUCAGAUUGUUUUGAGAGUGCACUUUGACUAGUGCAUUUGUCUUUCAUUCUUCAUUCGGACUUGCUGCAUGCACCAAGUACCAGAAAAGUUUCUGGUGCCACAGAUUCUGCAGACUGUUUAUACAGAUCACCCUUUGCCUUGCUUAAGACUUUGAAAUGUGCAAAUUCAAAGUGUGAAAGAAACAAGGAACAAAUACAACUUUAUGCUGUUUUCUUUGUUCGGGUUGACUUAUGUUCCCCAAUGCAAGCUGCUGUUUUCUAGCAGAAACUCUGAAGUACUAUAUUUUGUUUACUGUACACCUUUUUUUAAAUUACUGUAAUUAAAGUUACAUUU
Pundamilia nyererei is the source of this 3435-nucleotide messenger RNA. RefSeq lists its product as uncharacterized. The transcript has 12 exons. NCBI's taxonomy places the organism in Eukaryota, Metazoa, Chordata, Actinopteri, Cichliformes, Cichlidae. The record is from RefSeq and is a predicted model, not a curated record. The coding region runs from base 1 to 2928 and encodes 975 amino acids.